UCCUUGCGGAACUAUUCGCUCUGGAUUUUGUUUCAACGAACUCCUUUUCCGGACGGACGUGGAAGUAGUAGCUGUACAAUCCAUUAGGUGAGCUACCAGCCGCCAUAAAGCAAAAAUGCCCAAAAAGAAAACUGGAGCUCGGAAAAAGGCCGAAAGUCGUAAAGAGCGAGAGAAACAGAUUCGAGCUAACCGGGAGCAUGUUGACGUGGCCAAACAGCCCUGUAACUCCAACAUGGAAUGUGACAAAUGUCAGAGAAAACAGAAGAACAGAGCAUUCUGCUAUUUCUGUAAUUCGGUGCAGAAGUUGCCUGUCUGUGCUCAGUGUGGCAAAACCAAGUGUAUGAAAACGUCAGACUGUGUUAUCAAGCAUCCAGGUGUCCACAGCACUGGAAUGGCCAUGGUGGGGGCAGUGUGUGACUUCUGUGAAGCCUGGGUAUGCCAUGGCAGGAAAUGUUUGAGUACUCAUGCCUGUGUGUGUCCCCUGACUGAUGCAGACUGCAUCGAGUGCGAGCGGGGAGUCUGGGAUCAUGGAGGUCGCAUUUUCCGGUGUUCUUUCUGUCACAACUUCCUCUGUGAAGAUGAUCAGUUUGAGCACCAGGCAAGCUGCCAAGUCCUUCAGGCAGAAACAUUCAAAUGCGUUUCCUGUAAUAGACUGGGACAGCACUCCUGCCUGCGGUGUAAGGCUUGUUACUGUGAUGAUCACGCUAAGAGUAAGGUCUUCAAACAGGAGAAGGGCAAAGCUCCACCAUGUCCAAAGUGUGGCCAUGAAACGCAGGAAACCAAAGACCUCAGCAUGUCCACUCGCACCCUGAAGUUUGGACGGCAGACCGGUGGCGACUAUGACUAUGACGACGACUAUGACGGAGCGUCAGGGUAUGAUGCCUACUGGAAGAAUGUGGCAUCUGGAGGAGGUGGUCAACAGGACAACUAUGGAGAAGAUGACGACUACGAGGAAGAUGAGUAUGAAGAGGAUGACGAUGAGGAGGAGGAAGAUGAGGAAGACGAGGAAGAAGAGGAAACCGCUUCAGAAUCCCUGACUGAGCUAAAGUUAGACGAGACUGUUGCCCAAACUACCUAAACUACGACAGACUGGAGAGUCUGUCAAAGGGGAGAACACUGUGUGGGGCUGUGUUGAUCCUCGAGGUUUACUUCAGUAAUUAGAGGGAUAUUUCUUUGUUUUUAUUGUUUUUUUUCCCUUUGAAGUAGGGCGGCUGUGUGUCGUAUUUAUUAGUCAUUUCCUUACCUGGGUUAGACAGUAAUCAGAGCAAGCUUAUUUUGAAUGAGAAGAAAUGUCUACUGAGCUAGACUAACAGCUACUCAAAGGAGCCAUGAAAAGAGUCAAUUUUGCCAACUUAAAAAAACCAAACAAAUCUAAAUAUUUUUCAUAGUGAUUUUAGCAAGAAUUAUGUUGUGGAUUUUUUCACCACUUCAUGUCUGCAUCAGAUAGCGGUUGAGUUUGUCUACAUUCUUUCUUAACUGCAAAACAUCCUGGUUACAACAUGGGUUGAAUUAUGUAAAUCCUGUCUGUGUAACUACAUUAUGUAAAAGUGACACACUUUAAAAAUCUACAAUAAAAUUUGCUCAAACCACUAAAAAAAAAAAAAACCUCUGAGGUUUGAGUUGGUUUAGAUGGCAAAAUAUUCAUCCUUCUAUGCCCCUCCUUUAAGUAGGUCUCAACUCCCCUGUGUCAGGUAACUUUUUUUAACUUAUUACAUAGUCCUCUGGCUGCUACUGCAGGUCAGACUGACAACUCAUCAGGACUACAAACAGCCACACCUAAAAAACAAACAACUAUCCCUUUAAAAUGGACACUGAAUACAGACAAGAUGACACGUCUACAUGCAAGUGGAUGGUAUGGAGUGUGUAUUCUGAUACUUUCAAUACCUUUAAGAAAAUGCUGUAUGCUCCCAUUCAGUGGCUACACAUGAAUCUGUACAGACUAAGAGAAUAAAGUAGCAGGCUCAAGUGAUAGCCUGUUUAAAUCAGGAGCUAACAUAAAAUCAUUUCAUAAGUUAUGAAUUUAACUACUCCUGGAAUGAGUUUUUUUCCUCCCUUGGGCUGCUGCCAAAACAGUUGAUUUUAAUAACCGGUUCAGCAAAUUGCUUUAUUCUUUUGAUGUUAUAUUGAGGCACAAGUGUGUGCUGUAAAUGAAUUUUGAUAGAUGGAAAAUCUGAUAGCUCACAUUUGAUUCAUUUUGGCAAAUUGCAUCAGUCCCUAUUCCUAUCUU
This is a messenger RNA of Melanotaenia boesemani (Boeseman's rainbowfish), 2227 nucleotides long. It is a transcript of the gene noazfp, whose product is annotated as zinc finger protein 330. The record is from RefSeq and is a predicted model, not a curated record. NCBI's taxonomy places the organism in Eukaryota, Metazoa, Chordata, Actinopteri, Atheriniformes, Melanotaeniidae. Bases 116 to 1078 code for a protein of 320 amino acids. Gene Ontology annotation, molecular function: zinc ion binding. Gene Ontology annotation, cellular component: nucleus. The transcript has 10 exons.